Messenger RNA from Brassica oleracea var. oleracea, 345 nucleotides. RefSeq lists its product as uncharacterized. The transcript is spliced from 2 exons. The record is from RefSeq and is a predicted model, not a curated record. NCBI's taxonomy places the organism in Eukaryota, Viridiplantae, Streptophyta, Magnoliopsida, Brassicales, Brassicaceae. Bases 1 to 345 code for a protein of 114 amino acids.
AUGGAGGUGGUGGAGACUUGUACUCUACCUUCGGGGAAGGAGAGUAGUAUGGUGGAGGUGGUGGGGAGCUGUAUACGUAUGGCGGUGGCGGAGACUUGUAGUAUACCUUCGGGGAAGGAGAGUACUAUGGUGGUGGUGGUGGUGAGCUGUAGACGUAUGGAGGUGGUGGAGACUUGUACUCUACCUUCGGGGAAGGAGAGUAGUAUGGUGGAGGUGGUGGAGAGCUGCAGACGUAUGGCGGUGGUGGAGACUUUUAGUCAACUUUUGGAGAAGGAGAGUAGUAUGGUGGAGUAUGGUGGAGGUGGUGGAGAGCUGCAGACGUAUGGCGGUGGUGGAGACUUUUAG